Molecule: messenger RNA, 984 nt
Organism: Colletotrichum phormii
Lineage: Eukaryota; Fungi; Ascomycota; Sordariomycetes; Glomerellales; Glomerellaceae
Exons: 1
Coding region: 10-792 (260 amino acids)
Source: RefSeq, a predicted model, not a curated record
AAAGAUGUGAUGCAGGCUUUCGGCGCACCCAUCACUCGGUCGUUCUUGGGGACAGUUGGCUCCUUCGUGCCUGUAUCCAGGCGAAACCAAGAGAUCUACGAUGCUAUUGCAGACCUUCUCGGCGACGAUGUCCUGUACUCAUCUACAGCUAUCAAGACUUCCCGUACCGAAGAAGGCGUCGAGAUUCUUGUCCGGGGUGCAGAUAACAAGCAGACGCUGAUUCGAGCUAAGAAACUUCUCAUCUCCUUCGAACCUACGAUUGCCAACUUCAACGGCAUCGAUAUCAGCGACGAGGAGACAGCCGUCUUCUCAAGAUGGGAUUGGACUACCGUUUAUUUCGGCGUCGUCUCUCACCCUUCUCUGCCCAUCAGCUACUCACUCACGAACAAUGUCGCCACCAACUGGAUCUCCCUCCCCGAGACCCCCUUCGUCGGCCGCUUUGACUACCUCGGCGACGACAACUUUCGCGUGCUCAUCACUGGCUCUUCCGACUACGAUAGCACUCAGGCGCAAGCGUUGGUCAGGAAGUCUCUCAAGUUGCUAGCUGAUGCUGGCACGAUCCCGAGCCUCGGCACCGAGGAGCUCAAUUUGAAGGCCUGGUCCGAUCAUGGCGCCAUACAUCUGCGAGUAUCUGGCGCUGAGCUGGCAGCUGGUCACAUCACUGAGCAAUAUGCUCUUCAGGGCCAGAGGAGUACAUACUACACGGGAGGUGCGUGGUCUGCGCAGUUCACCACCAUUUUAUGGGAGUAUAACAAUCAAUACCUCCUGCCAAAGCUGCUGGCGGAGUUCUAGGAGAGUGGGAUGCUGCUGCAAGGGGCGAGACGUGAGGUAAAGGCACCUAAACCAUUUACACCCAGCGAUAAUGGAUAAUGAUGAAUCAGAUUUGAAAGCAAGGAGGCAAGACUAAAGCCAAUAAGUUCCCUCGUAUUGAAUGUCAAGAACCUCAAGGCUUGGUAGAGUUUUUCUGAUGCUGGCGAUUUCCAU